CGGUCGUGGGAGGCCCUUCACCAGUACCGCCAGUCGCUGCUGCUGGCGCCCGCCCACCAGCAGUCCUUCCUCGGCGCCCUCAAAGUGCUGCGGGGGAAAGGGCAGUACCCGAGGGUCCACCAGAUGAUGAUACGGCUGGAUGGCCCCAUUAACUGGGUGUACGGAAACCCAGAACAAUAGACGUUGACUUGCUGAAAUCGGAAAUAAAACUUAAAUACAACAAAUGUAAGAGUAACUUCAAUUCCGGCUACUAUUUAUUGAAAUACAGAGGAUCAACUUGUAACUUCAGAUAUUAAUCUUACCACAAAGAAUUCUUUAUUUAGUGAAACGAGAAAUAUUGCUGUCUUCAAUAUUUCAUUAAAACUGCGUCAAUGGAAAAUUUAAUUAUGUAAUGCUGGCCUUUGGCGAUUAUUCAAACUAUAUUCAUAUAAUGACUAUUCUUCUAUCGCUAGAUCAUAUUAAAAUUAUUCUACUACCUUGAUGCUACAUCACUCUAAAUGGGUAAAAUUAUUUUACU
Messenger RNA from Gryllus bimaculatus (two-spotted cricket), 517 nucleotides. The record is from the annotation of a GenBank genome assembly. NCBI's taxonomy places the organism in Eukaryota, Metazoa, Arthropoda, Insecta, Orthoptera, Gryllidae.